Molecule: messenger RNA, 1885 nt
Organism: Drosophila mojavensis
Lineage: Eukaryota; Metazoa; Arthropoda; Insecta; Diptera; Drosophilidae
Gene: FeCH
Product: ferrochelatase, mitochondrial
Exons: 6
Coding region: 500-1678 (392 amino acids)
Biological process (GO): heme biosynthetic process
Molecular function (GO): protoporphyrin ferrochelatase activity
Source: RefSeq, a predicted model, not a curated record
GGUACAAAUAUUGUGUUUUAUUUUAUAUUUUUAUUUUUAUAUUAUAAUUAUAUGCAAGCUCAGUUUGAAUUUGAACUAAAUGCACUGCCAAAUGGCUAAAAAGAACUAAUUCAAAGGAAACCUAACAGAACUUCAACAGAAAACUGUUAAUUAACAUUAUUCGAUUUAAUGCUUAGCAGCAACGUUUUUUCAUAAAUACCCGUAUUGGGGAUGUUGGCAAUCAUGUGCUAUCAACCAGAUCAGCUGUUUAGAGAACAUUGACGGCAACCGGUUGGGUAUUUUAAACAUCUGGUAGCUCUGCUUGAAUAUUAAGAACUUAUUACACAGAAAAAUACUAGGUUUACAGAACACCACUGCUGUUGAUACAAAUUUAGCUUAUGUUAUUAUUGUGGCCACUGUUAAAUAAAAUUUACAACUGGACGGAGUUCAAUAGUAUUAUAAAUUACUGCUUAUUGCAAACUCAUUAUAGAAAUUACAAAUACAAGUUGGCCUGAAUUAGAUGCAUACAAUGUUUUUGCAUAACAGGAGUCUAUGCAAGCUGGCAUUUACAGGCAAUGCCGCCAAUUUCGCCACGAGUAACAUUCGUUACAGCAGUCAGAAGGCGAAGACUGCAAUCCUCAUGCUGAACAUGGGUGGACCACAACACACGGACCAGGUUCAUGACUAUCUGCUGCGCAUCAUGACGGAUCGCGAUAUGAUACAGCUGCCGGUGCAGAGCCGGCUGGGUCCAUGGAUUGCGCAACGUCGCACGCCCGAGGUCCAAAAGAAGUACAAAGAAAUCGGAGGCGGCUCUCCCAUAUUGAAGUGGACUGAGCUGCAGGGUCGAUUAAUGUGCGAACAACUGGAUAAAUUGUCUCCAACAACGGCGCCGCACAAGCAUUACGUCGGGUUUCGCUACGUUACUCCCUUGACGGAGGACACGCUCGCACAAAUUGAAAGUGACCAGCCGGAACGUGUGGUGCUCUUCUCGCAGUAUCCGCAAUACAGUUGCGCCACAUCCGGCUCGAGCUUCAACUCCAUCUUCACCCACUAUCGAAACAACACACUGCCCGAAAACAUCAAGUGGAGCAUUAUCGAUCGCUGGGGCACACAUCCGUUGCUCAUCAAGACCUUCGCUCAGCGAAUUCGCGAGGAGCUGGCCAAAUUUGUGGAGACGAAACGCAAUGAUGUCGUAAUACUCUUUACAGCGCACUCGCUGCCGCUCAAGGCAGUGAGUAGAGGUGAUCCGUAUCCCUCUGAAAUCGGCGCUAGCGUGCACAUGGUAAUGCAGGAAUUAGGUCAAAGCAAUCCCUAUAGCUUGGCCUGGCAGUCAAAGGUGGGACCGUUGCCCUGGCUAGCUCCAGCGACGGAUGAUGCCAUCAAGGGUUACGUCAAACAGGGUCUAAAGAACUUCAUACUUGUGCCUAUUGCCUUUGUGAACGAACACAUCGAAACACUCCACGAGCUGGACAUCGAGUACUGUGACGAGCUGGCCAAAGAGGUGGGUGUGGAGGAAAUACGUCGCGCUGCUGCGCCCAACGAUCAUCCGCUUUUCAUAAAUGCACUGAGCAGCAUCGUGGCCGAUCAUCUAAAGUCUGAGCAGCCGGUCAAUCCCAAGUUCUUAAUGCGCUGCCCCAUGUGCACCAAUAACCGCUGCCGUGAAAGCAAAAAAUGGUAUCAACAGCUGUGCGCCCACUGAGUAAUGUAAAUUAAUUAAUUGAUAUGAGACUCACAUAUUGCACCGGGCAGUAAGGCAUUUCAAGUGAUUUAGCUUCAAGCUAUCAUUGCAAUUUUCAUCAAGUUAUCAUUCGUUUCGUUUAUAAGCAUUUCAUUAUCUGGGCUCCGGGUAUUUGCAAUUGAUUGCGAGUCCAUUUGGGCAAUAAAAAAGACACUGCGUAAACAAAAA